Plasmodium falciparum 3D7 is the source of this 1032-nucleotide messenger RNA. Its product is annotated as putative ribonuclease P/MRP protein subunit RPP1. Lineage: Eukaryota; Apicomplexa; Aconoidasida; Haemosporida; Plasmodiidae. Gene Ontology annotation, molecular function: ribonuclease P activity. Gene Ontology annotation, biological process: tRNA processing. The record is from RefSeq and is a predicted model, not a curated record. Gene Ontology annotation, cellular component: nucleus.
AUGUAUAUAAAUUUAAAUAUAAAACAUUCAAGUCAUAAAAAUGAUAAGUGCUUAAUAUAUAAAGCAUUAAAUGUAGGAUAUAAUAUAGUUGCUUUAAGUAUAAAUUAUAAUAAUUUGAAGAAUGGGAAGGAUAAUAAUAAUAUGUGUGAUAUAACAUGGAAAGUUAUAAAUUGUACAGCAUAUAAUAAUAAUCAUGAUAAAAAGAAUAAUUUAAAUAAUAAAUAUGGAGAGAGGAAUUAUUUUAUUGAGCAAUUAGAUAAAAAUAAUAAAAUGAAUGAUAAUAUUUUAAAUAUAAAUAAUAUGAUAUCUGAAAAUUAUAUAUUAAUAAAUAGAUCAAAUAAUUUUUGUAUAAAAAAUAUAUGUGAUGAUUUUAUAUUUUAUGAAAAUGAAAAGGAUUUAUCAAAAAAGAAAAAAAAUGAUAUAAAUGAAUUAUUAUAUAAAUAUAUACCAAGAGAAAAUUAUGAUUUGUCUAAUAAUAUAAAUAGUUUUAUUUUAAAAAGAUUAAAUGUAAAAUAUCAAGAUGUUUAUAAAAUAGAAAAAGAAUAUAAUAACCUAAUUAAAGAAAAUAAUUUCGAUAUAAUAGCUUUUGAAAUCGAUAAUGCAGAAGAAAUAAAUAUGAUUAUUAGUAAAUUCGAUUGUGAUAUUAUAUAUUUUAAUAUGACUAAAUCUUUUGUAUCUCUUCGUAAAUCUGAUAUUCAAGGUGCUAUAGAUAAAGGAAUAUUUUUUGAAAUAUCAUCAUUUAUUAAAGGAAAUGAUGAUUUUCAAUAUGUUAUUUAUUCUUUAAAUCUAAAUAAUUUCUUUCUAACUAUACCUUUAAAUAAACUUAUUAUAAGUUCAGGGAGUUCUCAUAUCAAUCAAAUUAUCGACCCUUUAAAUUUUUUAAGAUCAUUCUUCAAUUUUAAUAAAUUAUCAUAUAAAAAAUUAAUUGGAUGUAUAACAACAGUACCUUUAGCUUGUAUACAACGAGCAUCAGUACGAAAAUCAUUAAACACAGCAGUUUUUUAUAAAAAAGAGGAUUCACCAGCAUUUUAA